This is a messenger RNA of Monomorium pharaonis (pharaoh ant), 2187 nucleotides long. RefSeq lists its product as uncharacterized. Bases 256 to 597 code for a protein of 113 amino acids. The record is from RefSeq and is a predicted model, not a curated record. The transcript has 3 exons. Lineage: Eukaryota; Metazoa; Arthropoda; Insecta; Hymenoptera; Formicidae.
CACAUAGAGGUGCUGAUGGAUGAAAACACCUAAAACGACGUGAUAACCGCUUUCAGGUUACAAUCCUCUCUGAUUACGGUUACAGAAAAUGCAGCAGCCUUUAUUUUUGUGGACGAAAGAAGUCACGGCGGACGGCCGCAAUUUAUAGCUUUAGUUCCCGCUCGCGGCGACCGGUGUAGGUUUGAUCUCGUGUCGGUCCGUAUUUUAAUGAGCGAUUAGACUCCGAAAAGUGACUCCGCGCGGUCAUUAUCGCGAAUGUCGUAUAACGUGUUGUGCGGCACGACUUGUGCCUUCGUCGUGGUGUAUCAAACAUCGUAUAUUUCAUCGCGAGAACACGCCAAUACUGUCAACGUUGACACUGGCGAUUCACGUUUGCCGAAACUCGCGUGUUUCAAGUGGAUUUCUCACCGAAGUGUAUCCGGAAUGCCUAAUUGUCAUCAACCAUUUGGAUUAGCUGAAUUCGCCCAAUCGUCGAUAAGGAGUGUGGUUGUGGGAAGUGCGUGCGGGCUCGCCACUCGAGAUGGCGUUACCGUGUCUGUCGUGUCGCGUUACGGCCGUGAUACGCGUGUACGUACUACUCUGCCGUGGUACUGCUAAAAUGGCCGCGACCGUUUCCGCGAAUUCGAGUGCAGUGUUGUGAGUGUACGUGCAUUUCGACGAGUGGACCAUCACCUGGCGAGGACCUCGCCGUCGCAGGAGGCUAUCCGAAGGCGUGAUCAACAAUUCUGCGCGGCUGGUGAGUCAUGACAUUUUGUAUGAGACGAGAUCGGGCGACGUGACGGUCGCGCGGAUGCCGCGGCGAGUCUUAUCAUCAGCUGUCAUCGCGGCUCCUUUCGCGUCCCCGGUCGCUCCGUUCCCCGCGUGACACGCGUGUAAUCUCGCCGUUCGCGAAUCGUUCCCCCUCCCCCCCUCGAUUCGUAAUUCUCACGCGUGCUUUCGCUUCCGUCCCGUGCGGACAUCACGUACGUGCAUUUCCUACGUACGGUGCAGUCUGCGCAAACGCGCCGGUUGAGGUUCGAUGUCCGCUGCGCUCCGACCUCGCUUGACGUCACUCGCUGACAGCGGUUGUCACCUGUUCCCGAUGACGUCACUGACAACGAUGACGUCAGCAGUCCCGUAGUGCUCCCAAAACGUCGCGGCGGUUUCCCUAUCCCGAUCCCUGGCCCUUGUUAACACCUGUUCGUAUCACGGACCUUGCGCCCGGUUCCGCCGUAUCGUCGGUACAUUAGAUCUGUCCAGAAAUUGCAGAGAAUAACGUAUAAAUUUUACAAUUUUUUGAGUUAUUAAAUGGAUGCUGCCGAAUAAGAAAUAUUUUUUAUUCUUAAUGAUAAAGGAAAAAGGUUUUUGUCAGAGGAAAGAGAGAAAAAGAUAUAAUCGUUAUGAUUAAUGAAUAAUGCCCGCACAUGUGGCAGGUGUGGCAUAUAUCCACUUAUAUUUAAAUUUCGUAAAUAUCACAAAAUCUUCCCGCUACUUUUUAUCGUACGAUUUAACAUGUCGCCGCAUUAACUAAUUUAGAGCGUGGCAAAAUUGUCGUGACACACGUUGCACAAAGCUGCGCGAAGGCGGGAAGGUAUCUCUCCUGGAACAGGAUACAUUGUAAAAUAACCGAAGAUUAAGGGCAUCGCGCAUUAUGCGAAAUAUAUAGUCAGAAAUAUGUAGUCUCUACUGAGCUGUGACAUCAUACCCGUGGUAUGACGUAGGCGAGAGAGCCAUAAUACAGAUAAAGCCGGGGCAUUACGCGAUGCUUACGUCAGAUGGCGAUCUACGCGAUUGCAUCACCGAGCGUCAUGAUGUUGCAUAAGGCAAAGCAACAUUCUUGUUAAGGACCCGUUACUUGCAGAUGCUGAACUAAGUGCUUUACCAUAUUCUCCGAAAUGUCGAGACGCGCCCUGACACUUACGCUUUAAAGUCGUCAUGAAAGAAAAAAAAGAUAAAACAAUUUGUACAAUUUUUUUUCCAAUAUUUUAAAAUUCCAAAAUUAAGAAUGGGAGUGUCGAGUGUAUUGGGGUAUUCUUAUAAAUUAUUCUAGACUCGUUUUUUAAUACUCUUCAAAAAAUCACUAAUUAUAUUAAAAUUUAAUAUAAUUAGUAACAUUUAGUACCAAAUUUAGUAUUUGCUAUAUUUUUUUUAAUUUAAUGGAGCUUUGUUUAUUCAGAUUUGCGUGAGUGCGGAUUAUUAUUUCUCGGG